This is a messenger RNA of Myxocyprinus asiaticus (Chinese sucker), 1260 nucleotides long. Its product is annotated as protachykinin. The transcript has 5 exons. Bases 811 to 1116 code for a protein of 101 amino acids. The record is from RefSeq and is a predicted model, not a curated record. NCBI's taxonomy places the organism in Eukaryota, Metazoa, Chordata, Actinopteri, Cypriniformes, Catostomidae. Gene Ontology annotation, biological process: tachykinin receptor signaling pathway.
UUAUAUAUCAUAUAUUUUUUUUUCGUUUUUCAUGUUUCUUUUUAAUUGAUAAUUAAAAAAAGUACUAAAUAAUUUAAUGAAUUACCAUUGAUAUUAAAAUCGAAUUAGUCUUUAAACGAAUAUGUAAACGAUAUAUAUAUAUAUAUAUAUAUAUAUUAUAUAAUCAAAGAAAAAAUAUAAAAAUAAAAUACAUGAAUUUAAAAAUAAAAUAAAACUAUUGCAUUUAAGUUGGUCUCAUUCGAAGAGUCAUUCAAAAUUAUCAGUAGCUUAGGUUUCGAACUUGAUAUUCAAAAAACUAAUAAUAACACAUUAAAUACCUUUAUUUACAUGAAUUUAUUAAAAGAAAUGUAAGAAUAAAAAAUAAUGUUUUCAUCUCUUUUUUACUAAUGAUUUACCAACUGAAAUUAUUUGAACCAGGAGCUUAUAAGAGGUCAAAUCAUUUAAAUCAUUAGAAUAAUUAGCAGAAAUCGACUCCUUGGAUGAAUCUCACAGGGAUAAUCCAGUGUGAAGGGUUUUUGUCUUUUAAUAAUUCAUAAUUGCCUCCUGAUUCAUUACCUGCCUAUUUAAAAAUAGAGCUCCUGUUUUGCGGGGCACCAAUAAUGAGUCAAGACAUAAUCGUGUGGCAAAGCCAAAGUUAUUUAGUGCGAGUUUGAAUUUGUAACCAGUUUUGCACUUCUGUUUUCUGAAUAGUAUAGUCUAAGAUUUAGGUAUCCAUCUAGUGCGUUGGUCUUCAGCACUUGUUAUCUGUUAACUGAACUGCACCCAGCUUGUGUGCCACAGACCUGCUCACUGCAAAGACAUCAGCACAUCAUGAAGAUCUGUCUGCUCAUUCUUCUGCUUAUUUCUGCUUUGACAAAUAUUUUGUGCCAGAACUUCAAUCCAGAUGAAGAGAAUUGGAUAAAUGACGAGUAUCCAAAUGAGGUAAAUCUGCUGGAGUCUGAACCAUUACAGACGAUGUUGAAAAGGGUGAAUCAAGCACCUGGACUACAACAGUAUUUUGGUCUAAUGGGGAAAAGAUCGUCCGCAAAAUCACAGAUAACACGGAGACGGCAGAAGUUCCAGACUUUUGUUGGUCUAAUGGGAAAACGGAAUGUGACUGAACCAGGUUCUUUCUAACAAGAAAGCAUUUAACUGAUUGUGUGGACAUAAUGUAUAACAUGCAGCCACUAAUGGACACAGGAGUUCAAGCCCCAAACUUCAGACUGGUUGUGAAACUCAAAGUUCUGCUGUUUUCUUUUAAAUAAAAAUGUAAUAAAAAAG